Messenger RNA from Haemorhous mexicanus (house finch), 865 nucleotides. Its product is annotated as interferon-induced transmembrane protein 1-like. The coding region runs from base 115 to 522 and encodes 135 amino acids. Gene Ontology annotation, biological process: response to type II interferon; response to interferon-alpha; type I interferon-mediated signaling pathway. Gene Ontology annotation, cellular component: plasma membrane. The record is from RefSeq and is a predicted model, not a curated record. NCBI's taxonomy places the organism in Eukaryota, Metazoa, Chordata, Aves, Passeriformes, Fringillidae. The transcript is spliced from 2 exons.
CCUAAAUCUCGAGGAAACGAAACCGCCGGCGCUGCGCCCGCCCCGCGGUGCCUCCACCUCCCGGAGCACCACGCGUUCCCCAGGUGCCGCCGCAGCUGUCCCCGAGCCCGAGACAUGCAGCAGUCGCUUCCGCCGUACGAGGUGCUGCCGACGGAGGUGAACAUGGAGGAGAUGUCCCGGAGCACGACGGUGAUGGUGGAGGAGACGCAGCAGCAGUCGCCGCCGCCCCGGGACCACCUGGUGUGGUCUCUGUUCACCACCCUGUACGGCAAUUUCUGCUGCCUCGGCCUCCUGGCGUUCGUCUUUUCCGUCAAGUCCAGGGACCGCAAAGUGCUGGGUGACUACAGCGGGGCCCUGAGCUACGGCUCCACGGCCAAGUGUCUGAACAUCACAGCCCUGGUGAUCAACAUCGUCAUCGUCGUCAUCGUCAUUGUCGUUGUCUCCCUGGUCGCCGCCGGGGUCUUCAGGCACUACCAAUCGCACUACCAACCUCCCUACGGGUACGGGUACAGCCACACUUAAGUGCCUGCCCUCCUUGCCCGCGGGCUGUGCUUCCCUCCCCGGCGCCAGCCCGGGGUCGGAGCCACAAUCCGCGACAAUCCACGUGCCUCACCCGGAGCCUGCUGCUCUCCUGUCCCUCCUCCCUCCCCACUUGGAGCUUUUGUGGAGGCCCUGCUGGUGGCUGCCCUCGCUGGAGCUGUCUGGGGGUGGACACGGCUCCCCAGAGAGCAGCUGAGCACCCCAACCCUGCCACAGCCUGCUUGCUGCUUGGCUCUGGAGCCCCAACUGCCUCAAAACAAUUCUGGGGAGAAGCACCUGGUUCAGAGAAAACCUGCUCCCUGAAAUAAAGGUUUCUUUCACUUUU